Phyllostomus hastatus (greater spear-nosed bat) is the source of this 1066-nucleotide messenger RNA. Its product is annotated as 15 kDa protein B-like. Gene Ontology annotation, cellular component: extracellular region. The transcript has 4 exons. Lineage: Eukaryota; Metazoa; Chordata; Mammalia; Chiroptera; Phyllostomidae. The coding region runs from base 1 to 516 and encodes 171 amino acids. The record is from RefSeq and is a predicted model, not a curated record. Gene Ontology annotation, molecular function: cysteine-type endopeptidase inhibitor activity. Gene Ontology annotation, biological process: defense response.
AUGGCAGGGGCCUGGAGGGCACUCCUGCUGAUGGCGGGUGUGGCAGUGAUGGUCUGUGCGGCCCAGCGCCAGAGCUAUGAGGAGAUUGUCACCCAGGCCUUGCAGGUCUUCAACUACGGACGACUAGGUAAACCCCUGUUCGGCUUGCUGGCAGUCAACCCGCAGCCUGGCACGAACUCCACCACCUUGACGCUGCUCAGCUUCAGGGUUAAAGAGACGGUGUGCGUCUCGCGGCGAAGGCAGAGACGGCCGCCGCAGGAGUGCACCUUCAGGGAAGGCGGGGAGGAGAGGGACUGCAGCGGCUCCUUCUUCAGGCUGAGGCGCUUCCGCAUCCUCACGGUCGACUGCACUCCGGUCGAAAGGCGCCAGGAGGAGGUCUCCCGGAGGAAGCGGUCUGCCGAGUCCCCUGGGGCAGCCACCCCGGAUUUUGACCGCUCCAAGCUGCCUCCUGCGGUCAGGGACAUGUAUGAUAAAGCCAAGUACGACAUCAUCACCAACAUCCUGAGGAAUUUCUAGGGCUGGCUGGAGAAGGAAGGGGAGGCCCUGCAUCCCCACCACAACCUCCUCUUCCUCCCUGCUCACAUCCUCUGCCACCCGCAGCACCCCCUUUCCUGCAUGGGCUGAGCCCAUCCACAUUUUUCUGCUUCUGCACACCUGCUUCCCUCCACCUGGGCUUCUGGCCUAUCCUGGGUCUGUAAAUCCUACUCAUCCUUCGAGGCACAGGUCCAAAGUCACCUCCUCCAGGAAGCCCCCCCUGCUCUCCCCUAGGCAAAAGUGUUCACCCCUUAUCAGAGCAUUCAGGAUCCUCAAACCACGUGGCCAGACGGCACUGUGUGUUCUCCCAGCUGUGCCCUCCAGAGCCAGCUGCGGGUGGCAGUGGAAGGAGUUUAUCAGUGAGGUGCUCCUGGGAGGGGCGUUUCUUGUGUGCAGGACCCUGAGUACCCCUGCUCCCUGCCCCUUCACGGAGACAAUAAAUGUCCCUUCACAUCUGCAGGGGGUCCUGCAUCCAAGGGGGUCAGCCCAUCCUUGGGGAGAGGCUCAAUAAAAUAUUUCUGAAAUAAGUGAU